AUGUCCAGCAGCAAUGGCGACCAGCCUUUUGGCUCUCAGGACCGCCAGCAGGGCCCGUUUGGGCGCAAAUCAUCGGCCACCUCGUACAGCUUAUCCCUGACCGACUACCGAAGCUCUUUGGAUGUCUCACCGAUCACACCUUUCUCCCCCGCAACCCUGGAUCAUUCCACGUAUCCCCCAAUCCGCUCGGGACUCGAGUCACAGACCCGUUCGGCAUCGACAAAUCACUUUCCGCCAGGCGAUCCAUCAAACGACCGGACCGGGAGCGAGUCCCCUGAUCCCGACAGCUUUUAUCGACAGGGCGGAAGCCUGGGCGCAUCCACACCCAAGCUGGGCAGCGGCUCUGAUGAUGUGACAGCAAGGCCCGGGAACAGCAUGGCAUCUGGUCCUUCUCAUAUCCACAAUCGAUCAUCUCGAAUGUUAGCAAAUGUGCAAGAGCUUUCCCAUCCACAAGGCCCUAUCCGUUCGGUGUCAGAUACCAGCUCCACUUCACGCCCAUCCAUUAAAACCACAAGAAGCCCGACCAUCAAAACCAAGCCCUCGAUCCAAGACCUUGUUAACAAAUUCAACAACAACCCUGACCCAGUCCUACCUGUUCCCGCUGGCUCUCGACCUGCAUCGAUCACCGAUAGCCCGGUCGAUACUACCCAACCUUUUGACCGCAAUCUUCCCUUACCCCGACAGCGCACCCUACCGGAAUUCUCGUCGCAGAGACCUCUCGCUAACAACGUCGCGCGAUCUGAGUCGAUUCGCCCAGAGUCGCAGCCUGGUCCCUUUGAUACUGUCCCUCUGCCAUUAUUCCAACGAACCUCGGACUCCUAUGCUCCUCGACCGCUGUUUGGCGAGUUAUUGACGGUAAACACGCAAGUGAACAAUCCAGGAUUAGGAAUACCAUCAACACAGCCCAGACGACGCGGAUCCGACGGGAGCAUUCCAAGCCCCAAUCCCGCAUUCUUGGACCAUUCUGAUCCUAACUCAGCCCGGACCCCGCUUACCCCGACGGCGUGGUAUCUGGGGCAAACAAGCUCUCUGGAGGCCAUUCAACUACCAUUCGAUACAAAUAGCAGUGGGCAUCGACGCGCGCGAAGUGAUUUCCCAACACCUCUGGGCGGGCCCCUUGCAGAAGCUUGGAAUCCAGACAUGGCAGUCCCAGCGCCCUUGCGACUUAUGAAGACCGGUGACGGCCCUGAGAGCCCAAAUUCCAGGUCCCGCAUUCCUAUCUCCUCCCACCGCCGCAGCUCUGCUUCCGGGUCUCCACCUGUCUCCCCCUCCGCGAAGUCCUCGUUUAGCAAUCGUUCCACUUCGGUCGGCUUCCCCCCAAAAGGAAGCAGCCGCCUUCCUAAACCGGCUGGUGCGAGUCCACCCCGCACAGCCGGCAACAGUCCCUCGAAUUCGACCCCACGUGGCAGUGGAGUCCUGAACAAUGGCCGAACCCAUCUCUCUCUACAUGAACGGAGCCGGCAGCUUGAGGCUGUCAUUUCCAACGCUCCUUCUAAAAGAUCACCUCCGCUACGAAGCUCUCGACCCCGUCAAACGGUUUCUAAUAACACCAUAACUUCACGUCCUAGAAUCGGGGAUCGAGUUUCGUCAUUACAAAAGGCCGCCGAUCGCGAAGCUUCUCGUACCGGAGGUCAACGGCCACGCUCUCAGGUGCCGGAAAUUGGUACUGUUGAUUUCGCGACCCGUCGGCAGCGUAUCCAGCAAGCUUUCAACCGCACUGUGCAAGAGAAUGAAAGGAAGGCCGAAGAGGCAGCGGAGCUCCGACGACGAACUCAAAUUAAGGUCAAAGCAGACGCAGGCCCCCCUACGAAUGGGCAGGAUACACCAGAGUCAUCACAAAUGGCUACCACAGUGACAGUGUCUACGGAGAUUCAGAAUCGGGACGGGCUGGACCCGCAUCAAAUCCCGCAACUCCAAUUGAACACUGAAGCUCUCGACAAAAAGUCAGAAAAGAAAAUAGGGGAGGAGCAAAAUGAGAACGCCGUUCCACAGUCCGCCGUUACCGCGGACUCAUUCGAUGACCAAAUUACGACUAUUGAUCCCGAGCCGCAACUAGAAAUCGUUCCCCGGAAUGCAGCUGUAUCUCACCGUGCCCUGUUGAGUCAAAUCAUGCACAUCCGUGAAUCAAGUUCAAGUGCUGAUUCAUGUGAUGACAAUGACUGCAGCUUGUCCGAGGCCGAUGAUCACAAAGUUCCAGUCGAGGUGAUGCUUGGUGGGACAACAUACUUCCAUUCCCCUCCAGAUGAUGGUGGAAGUAAGUCGGCUCGUCAACAAGAUUCCAAAGACAAAGCUCGCUGGAGUACGGGUUCAUGGUCCUCAUCUGUGCACCAAAAUCAUGAAACUAUCGAGGAAGAGUGUGAUGAAGACGAUGACAGCGGAGACGAUUUGAUCUUGCAAAUGCCGACCCCGGCACAUGAGGGAGCUCCAACAAUCGAAACAUGCUCUGUCUCGUCGUCCACACGCCCAUCGUCAGUCAUCGAAGAUGAAGAGCCUACUAGUCCACUCCAGGAUAUUGGUAUUAUGGGACCAGAUACUCUUCAAGAUAUGCCAAAUCCCAUCAAAAGCCUGUUCUCCACCCCACCGAGUCUUGCUAAGCAGGGCAAAUGGGAUUCUCGGCGUGUCACCCAGCUCUAUUUGGAACAGCUAACGCGCGGGCGACAUGCAAAUGUUGGCCUUCCGACAUCGAACCCUUCAAUUGGACCUUCUAAUGCAAAUGCGCGCUCUCGUCCACCUCCCCGAUCAUACACUCCACUCGAGCAGCGUCCUGCAGUUCCAGAUACCUUGCAAGAAGAGCCGUCGGUCGCCCUUCCUCCGUCGGGCGAAAACCGCGCCAGUUUGUUCCAGCCUGGUGACUGGGAAGAUGCAUCACCUUCUAUGUUAGACUGGAUGCAAUAUGCGGCCGACGAUACAGCUUCCACGCCUGUAGAGGAAAAGCAGACCUACAUGCCCGAAGCCGCAUCCGUGCCUAAGGUUAUGGAGCCCGUCGCGGAACUCGAUGCUACUCAUGGACAGAAAUAUGGGCUGGGACUGUCGAAUGCUCGAAGCCCCAUCGAUACUCUAUCAACAGUUGCCGAGCUUGCUACGGCCUCCGUUUACACAGAUGUGGAGCCAGAUAUCAGUCGCGAUCCCGGCAUUAGGCCAACCGCUCGCGGACAAGGGCAUAGUGUCGCAAGCAGUGAGGACUCUUCUCUGCGCCAGGCUGGCCCUAGCCAUUCUCCUAACCCUGCCGAUUCGUCUGCAACAUCUCUGGCAGUUUCCGCUGAUCAAUCGCGGACAGACACGAAGAAGUCCCCAUCGCCUGAACAGCAGCGAUUGAGGAAGCGUCGUCAUAUCAUCAAGGAGCUUGUUGACACCGAGACUGCCUUUGGCCGUGAUAUGAAGGUUGUUGAAGAUAUCUACAAGGGAACUUCGGGCUCCUGCCUUGACCUCUCCGCAGAGGACGUGAAGAUACUGUUUGGCAACUCUGACCAACUUGUCCAAUUCUCUCUGGCCUUCUCGGAAGCUCUGAAGCACGCUGCACAGACUGUUUAUAUCGAGCAGAAGGCCCGUUGGGGGAGCAGACGCAACGCUCGCCCCCAAGACAACCAAUCAGGUGGGAAUGAGCAAAUUUCCCAUAACGGGGGUCCAGAUGAUUACGAAAAUGAUCGCGCUACUUCUAUCGGCGAUGCAUUUGUUCUCAAUAUGGGUCAGAUGGAAAAGAUCUAUUCCGACUACCUCCGUAAUCAUGAUGCUGCGAACAAGAAGCUUCUGAGUCUGCAGAAAAACCCAAAGGUUGCCAUAUGGUUGAAAGAAUGUCGAGAGUGGGCAUCUGAUUUGACAACAGCUUGGGAUUUGGAUUCCUUGCUGGUCAAGCCGGUACAGCGAAUUACUAAAUACCCGCUGCUAUUGACAGAGCUCUUGCAAGCUACGCCUGAAGAUCACCCAGACCAUGCCAAUCUGCUGAAAGCAUCCCAAGAGGUUCGCAAGGUCUCCACCCGGAUCAACGAUAUGAAGAAGCGAGCCGAUGUCGUGGGUCAGAUUGUCAGCCGCAAACGUAACCAAUCGGACGUUCGAUCCGGUCUAUCCAAGGCUUUUGGUCGCCGAACCGAGAAGUUGCGCCAGCAAGUGGGGAUGUCGGAUAUGGUGGAAGACAAAGAAUACGACUCGUUAUCUCAGCGCUUCAGUGAUGGAUUCUUCCAAUUGCAGGUCGUCAUGCGGGACGUCGAGAUGUACACUAGAGAAACACAGCGUGCCAUGGAUCAGCUGAACGACUUUGUGGUUGCCAUUGACAACAUGAUCAACGUCGCCCAGUCCAACUAUCCAGAGUUGGAGAGCAAAUGGCGCGAGUUCAAGGUCUCGAUGCGGGAGAUCUUUACGGUGGUCUUGCCUGAACAUCUCGAGGUGGUCCGCAGAAGCGUGAUCCAACCGAUGAUCUCAUUGCUUAAGUUGCACGAAGGUCCUCAGCGGAUUAUGAAGAAGCGUGACAAGCGUCUCCUUGACUAUGCUCGCUACAAGGCCCUCGCAGAGCGUGGCGACAAACCAGACAAGAAGACCACCGAACAAGGUGAACAGUUUAUUGCCUUGAACGACACUCUGAAGGACGAGCUGCCAAGACUCUAUUCCUUGACUGCAAAGCUCAUGGAAACGUGUCUCAUGAAUUUCAUCCAAAUUCAAACCCGGUGGUGGAACACAUUUCAGAGAAGAGUCCACGCUCAUGUGGAUGACUUCCCCCAGGAUUUGGAGAAGAUCAUCCGCGACUGGAACAGCGACUACACUUUCUCCGAGGCUCAGGUUCUCUCUCUUGGAAUCUGUAACGGAUCUCUGUUGGCAGAUGCCGUCAACCUGGUUAACUUCAAUACCCCUUCUGAAGGACGUCGCUCGUCUACCGUGACCAGCUCGAACCGGCCCCCGUCCUUGGUGGAACCCGAACCGCCAAAGCUUUCUCAGGAGUUUGGCACCGGCAUGAGCCAGCUCUUUAGCUCACCGAAGAGAUCAAGCUUCCCACGCCGGGAAAGCCAGUCGAAUGCGAGUCGCCGACGUGCCAAUUCAGCUAUGUCCAAUGGUGAUGCGCCAUCUCCUGCUACACCGGAGACCAGUCGCACUUCCAUCUUUGGCAGCCAGCCGCGCAGCAGAAUGUCAGCAGGUGAAAACAAUCAAGCUAGCCGCCAAUCUGCUGGAACAUUCUCCGGUCUCCCACGCCUUAGCCUGGACGCACCUCUACUUGCCGAGAUCCUUCAUGCCACAUCCAAUGAGAACGAGACUGCUCCCCUCAGUCCCAGUCGCUACUCUGGCUUUUUCUCAUCUGCAAUGCCAAUGUCCGAUGGUGCCAACGAGUCCCGCCCCAGUAACGCAGAGCCGCCAGCGCCAGCGCCUGCCGAACCACGUCACGAUCCCAAAGUCCUGUUCCUUGCGGCCAGUAUCUACGAAUUCAAUAUCGACCGUGCCCGCCGUGAGGCCGGAUACCCUUACUUGACCUAUGUGGCUGGCGAAAUCUUCGAUGUCAUCGGCGAGAAGGGCGAGCUCUGGCUGGCUCGCAACCAAGAUGACCCCACGAGUCAAGUGGGAUGGAUCUGGAACAAGCACUUUGCUAAAUUAUCGUCCUAG
Messenger RNA from Penicillium chermesinum, 5583 nucleotides. Its product is annotated as putative Rho guanyl nucleotide exchange factor. NCBI's taxonomy places the organism in Eukaryota, Fungi, Ascomycota, Eurotiomycetes, Eurotiales, Aspergillaceae. Gene Ontology annotation, molecular function: protein binding; guanyl-nucleotide exchange factor activity. The record is from RefSeq and is a predicted model, not a curated record. Gene Ontology annotation, biological process: intracellular signal transduction. Gene Ontology annotation, cellular component: cytoplasm. The transcript has 2 exons. Bases 1 to 5583 code for a protein of 1860 amino acids.